Bombyx mori (domestic silkworm) is the source of this 4244-nucleotide messenger RNA. RefSeq names its product kelch-like protein 5. Lineage: Eukaryota; Metazoa; Arthropoda; Insecta; Lepidoptera; Bombycidae. The coding region runs from base 217 to 2049 and encodes 610 amino acids. Gene Ontology annotation, molecular function: protein binding. The record is from RefSeq and is a predicted model, not a curated record. The transcript has 10 exons.
AAACAGAAAGAAAGGUCAGUGACUGUUCUGUCAGGGAAUAGCGCUUUGUUUUUAAAUUUCGAGUAAUAUUCACUGCAUUGUUCAUUUUCUAAUGCGCAUUGAUUGAAAAAUAUUCAUUAUUUUGUAUUAUCUUGUGCUUUUGUUGUGCUUUGUUCUGUUAUAAAUUGCUCUUAUUCCGACUAGCGUUCUAAAAUAAAAUUAAAAUUCUAUUGUCUAAUGAUGUCUGGAUCCGAUUCUCAUAAGUCAGAAACUACGAAAGACAAUAUAUCCACAAAUUCCAUUGAUGAAGGACUACCUCGAGAACUUAGUCAACUAAGUCUUUCCAGUUCAUCUAGUCAAGAUGAGUUCUUUUGUGAUAAGGGACACGCUGAAGUAGCCUUAAAAAAUAUUUACGGAUACUAUCAAUCACAGAAAUUGUGCGACGUAUUUUUAAUCGCAGAUGGAUGCAGGAUACCAGCACACAAAGUAUUAUUGGCAUCAUGCAGUGAGUACUUUGCAGCCAUGUUUACGGGUUCACUGCGUGAGGCUCAGCUAACGGAAAUAACACUUGAGCGCAUUGACUCACAGGCACUACAGGCUCUUGUUCACUAUUGCUACACAGGCACAAUAGAACUAAGAGAAGAAACUGUGGAAGUUCUCCUGUCAACAGCAAGUUUACUACAGCUACAUUCAGUAACAAAUGCAUGCUGUGCUUAUCUUAAAAAGCAAUUGGAUCCUUGUAAUUGUUUGGGAAUAGCUCUAUUUGCGGAACAACAGUCCUGCAUUGAUUUAAACAAAGCAGCUUUGAAAUACACAUACCAAAAUUUUAUGCAGGUUGUAAAACAUCAGGAGUUUUUAGGUCUACAAUCAGACCAAUUAUCAAGUCUGCUGAAAUCUGAUGAUCUCAAUGUGGUGACUGAAGAAAAUGUAUUUGAAAGUCUCAUGACAUGGGUACAACAUGACAGUGCUAACAGAGAAAAUUAUUUGCCAACAUUACUGAAGCUAAUUAAAUUACCCUUACUUUCGUCUGAGUACUUAAUAGAUAAAGUGGAACAAGCAUGUGGCAAUGUACCAGAGUGUCAACCUUUAAUUAUGGAAGCAGUAAAAUGGCAUCUACUCCCAGAAAGACGUUCACUGCUUUUCUCACACAGAACUAGGCCAAGAACUUCCACCAUUGGACGUCUCUUGGCUAUUGGAGGCAUGGAUGGCUAUAAAGGUGCUAAUAACAUGGAAAUGUAUGACCCACGAACUAAUACUUGGACUCCUUUCAUGAAAAUUGGAGCCAGGAGACUCCAGUUUGGUGUUGCAGUAAUGCAGAAUAAACUAAUUGUCGUAGGCGGCAGAGAUGGGCUUAAAACCUUGAAUACUGUUGAAUGUUUUGAUCUAACAUCUCUGAGUUGGAGUACUUUAGCUCCCAUGAACACUCACAGACAUGGGUUAGGUGUGACAGUAUUAGGAGAAGGGCCCCAUGCUCCAGUGUACGCCGUAGGAGGUCACGAUGGAUGGAUCUAUUUGAAUUCUGUAGAAAGAUGGGACGCGUGCUCGCGCACGUGGACGCUGGUGGCGCCGAUGAGCGGCGCGCGCAGCACGUGCGGCGUGGCGGCGCUGCGCGGGCGGCUGUACGCGGCGGGCGGCCGGGACGGCUGCGCCUGUCUGCGCUCCGUCGAGUGCUACGACCCCGCCACCAACCACUGGACCAAUUGCGCCCCCAUGACCAAACGCCGCGGCGGGCUCAGCGUGUGUGCCGCCGGGGGCUAUCUGUAUGCAUUGGGAGGUCACGAAGCCCCAGCCAAUACCGUCGGCGGUAGACUCGCCUGCGUGGAACGUUACGACCCUGUCGCCGAUACAUGGGUACUGCUCGCGAGGCUGUCUUACGGGAGAGACGCCAUUGGAUCCUGUCUGCUUGGAGAUCGUAUCGUUGCUGUGGGUGGGUACGACGGUGUUCAGUACCUGUGCGUCGUCGAAGUAUACGACUCUGAAUCUAACUGUUGGCGCAAGCUCGCUCCUCUGAGCUCAGGCCGAGCUGGGGCCGCCGUCGUUGCAGUACCGCCGCCGAGGAAUCUGUUCUGAUACAACGAAAACCAAUUAUUAACUUACGUACUUGCGUCUUCGCGCGAACGUCCUUCGUCACCUAACUGUUUACCUAAAGAUGGCGUUUUGCCUCUCUAAAUAUCUGCCCAGUAAAGUUUGAGAUUUAAUAAUAUUUAUCAACCUUAAAGUGUUGUGAACUUCGUGCGGAUACAUUUAAAUAGCGUAUCUUCUAUCACAAUAGCAAUUAAUAUUUCCAUUCCAAAUAAUAAUGUUGAAAACGUAGAACGCUACAGCGUUUUAUAAACUACAGCUUAUAAAAUACACAAUAAUGCAGAUGUUAGAGACGUAAGAGUUUCCUAAUAAAUCUAAAUUACGGAAAUAACAUGUUGAUUGAUCUCAAAGCAAAACAUUCAAAAGGAUUUAGUUUUUAUUAAUAUUUACUAUAUUUAGGAGACUGCUAGCUAUUAUCCUGUUUAUUCUUAAUUUUAGUUAUAUUUUGUAAUCAAUCUUAUAUAAUUAGAUAAUGGCGUUUUUUUUAUGUAAUUAGAGCUGUUACGCAAAAAGUAAAAAAGAAGUUGCGUAACACAAAUAAUAAAAAAGAUGGACGCCGGGUAAGAAUUAACUUUUAUAAAUUAGAAAAAAUGUAGUGAAAUUACAAACUUAGGUUUUGUGAAUUUUUUCACCAAAUUUAUAGAUAUAUUUUUACUGAUGCCAGGACGUAUUAUGCGCUCCCCUAAGUAACUACCACACCAUCCGAUCUAUUUUUACCGUGAAGCAAUCUUACGUUCUAAUUUGUAGGAUAAGAUAUUUCAAAUGGGUCUCUCAAGCAUUCACAUUGUGAUAAUGUUUAUUGGACACAGUAACCACUUUACUCUUAAGUGGGCCGUCAUGUUGUUCACAAAAACACACAAUAAAAAAGAAAAAAGGUACCAAGGUAGAAGUCGACAUCGCCUAAAAGAUAAGACGUACGUACGGUGCAUUCGUUUCGAACGAUGCAACUGUGUUUGAAUCCCGCAGGCGGGUACCAAUUUCUCUGAUGGAAUACGUAAUUAUCAACUGUUCAGGAUUGACUUCCACGGUGAAGGAAUAACAUCGUGUAAUAAAAAUCAAACCCGCAAAAUUAUAAUUUGCGUAAUUAUAGGUGGUAGGACCUCUUGUGAGUCCGCAUGGGUAUGUGCCACCACUCUGCCUAUUUCUGCCGUGAAGCAGUAAUGCAUAUCGGCUUGAAGGGUGGGGCAGCCGUUGUUACUGUACUGAGGAGACCUUAGAACUCGUAUCUCAGGGUGGGUGGCAGCAUUUACGUUGUAGAUGUCUAUGGGCUCCAGUAACCACUUAACACCAGAUGUGAGCUCUUCCACCCAUCUAUGCAAUAAAAAAGUGAACUUUUUCACAAAAUUUACUUAUAUAUAGUAAAACCUAUAUUUUUUCUGUUUCUAUUUAAAUUUCAUUUUUAUAAUAUUGUCAUCCUGUGAUUCUAGUAUAGGAAAACUCAAAAUAUAAUAUUUUACAAAAUGUGUAAAAUGAAUUUGUUGUUGUUAAGUUGUCGUGGCCUAACGGAUAGGACGUCCGGUGCAUUCGUGUUGAAGCGAUGCACCGGUGUUCGAAUCCCGCAGGCGGGUACCAAUUUUUCCAAUGAAAUACGUACUCAACAAAUGUUCACGAUUGACUUCCACGGUGAAGGAAUAACAUCGUGUAAUAAAAAUGAAACCCGCAAAAUUAUAAUUUGCGUAAUUACUGGUGGUAGGACCUCUUGUGAGUCCGCGCGGGUGGGUACCACCACCCUGCCUAUUUCUGCCGUGAAGCAGUAAUGCGUUUCGGUUUGAAGGGUGGGGCAGCCGUUGUAACUAUACAUGAGACCUUAGAACUUGUAUCUCAAGGUAGGUGGCGCAUUUACGUUGUGGAUGUCUAUGGGCUCCAGUAACCACUUAACACCAGGUGGGCUGUGAGCUCGUCCACCCAUCUAAGCAAUAAAAAAAAAAAAAAAAAAAAAGAAUUAUGUAAAAUACUAUUUUUAUAUUUGUCAUACUUUAUAUUAAGUAAGUAACAAAAAGAAUCAAAUGGAUAUUUAAAAAAAACGUGGUUCUCGAAACUAUCAUGAUAGUUAAAAAUAAUAACACGAGGGAAAUGUAGUAAGCAAGAAAGUACUUACUUAUAGCCUUGUAGAAGUAAUACAUUAUACUAUGCUAUGUAAUGUGAAACUUAAGUAUUCCUUAAUAAAUUCAAAUAAUAAUAAA